AUGAGAAGUUCAAUCUUAAAGAAUAUGCAAAUUUUUGAAAAUAUACCUUCGUUACGUAAUUGGCGUCGCCAAAUGGUUAAGGAAGGAAAACUCGUCGGGUUUAUUCCUACCAUGGGUUGCUUACAUGAAGGACACUUGAGCCUAAUGAAGCAAGGAAGCGAACUUUGUCAGGCUGUUGCUGUCUCUAUUUUUGUAAAUCCUGCUCAAUUUGCUCCUAAUGAAGAUCUUGACAAGUAUCCUCGUACUUUAUCUGAUGAUCUUGCUAAAAUAACUGCCUUGAAUAAUGUUGAUGCUGUUUUUCUCCCAAAAGUUGAAGAUAUCUAUCCGACCGGAAUUGUUACGGAUGUAGAUAAACAACUUGGUACUUUUGUAGAAGUAAAGGGAAAAUCUCAUCAGAUGGAAGGCGCGACUCGUCCCACAUUUUUCCGUGGUGUUGCGACUGUAGUUGUAAAAUUAUUUAACAUCGUCCAACCUGAUCAUGUUUUCUUUGGUCAGAAAGAUGUUCAACAAUGUAUAGUUAUUAAGAAUUUAAUUCGUGAUUUACAUUUUCCAAUGGAAAUGCAUGUUGGAUCCACUGUAAGGGAGGAAGAUGGAUUAGCCAUGAGUUCUAGAAAUAGAUAUCUCACACCUGAAAUGCGAAAAGUUGCCACAUUAUUAUAUCAAAGUUUGAACGUGGUAAAGAGUGCAUUUGAACAAAAUAUUCGUGAUCGAAGAAGUCUUCUUUCUCCUGCGUAUGAACUCAUUGAAAAUAAAUCCAAAUACGUGAAUGAUCAAAAUUUAGGGUUUUCUAUAAAAUUAGAUUAUCUUUCGCUUGUGGAUUCUAUAAAUUUGCAAGAAAUUGACGAAGUUGGUGAAAGUGGUGCUAUUUUAUCUG
Molecule: messenger RNA, 874 nt
Organism: Scutellospora calospora
Lineage: Eukaryota; Fungi; Glomeromycota; Glomeromycetes; Diversisporales; Gigasporaceae
Source: the annotation of a GenBank genome assembly